CUCUGUAUCCUUCUCCCACCAAGACAAAGCCUUGAGCACUUAGCCCAUCACUCCUCUCAAUGGCUACUGCAGCAUUUUCUUCUAUCUCUCUUGCCCUCUUUCUCUUCUGUCUAUGCCUCCAAGGCACAAAUGGUGACUAUGGUGGGUGGGAAGGCGGGCAUGCCACAUUCUAUGGCGGUGGUGACGCCUCAGGCACAAUGGGUGGGGCUUGUGGGUAUGGCAACUUGUACAGCCAAGGGUAUGGGACCAACACUGCAGCUCUCAGCACCGCUCUCUUCAACAGUGGGCUGAGCUGUGGGGCAUGUUACGAGAUGAAAUGCAACGAUGACCCCAAAUGGUGCCUCCCAGGGACCCUAACCGUGACUGCCACAAACUUCUGCCCUCCUAACUUGGCCUUGUCCAACACCAACGGCGGAUGGUGCAAUCCCCCCCUUCAGCACUUUGAUCUAGCUGAGCCUGCCUUCCUUCAGAUUGCCCAGUACCGAGCUGGAAUCGUACCUGUGUCUUUCAGAAGAGUCCCCUGUGUGAAGAAAGGAGGGAUCCGCUUUACCAUCAACGGCCACUCCUACUUCAACUUGGUGCUCAUCACAAACGUGGCCGGAGCAGGAGACGUCCGAGCAGUAUCAAUAAAGGGGUCUAAGACCGGGUGGCAGCCCAUGUCAAGGAACUGGGGCCAGAACUGGCAGAGCAACUCAUACCUCAACGGCCAGACCCUCUCAUUCCAAGUCACAGCAAGCGAUGGCCGGACCAUGACAAGCCUCAAUGUGGCGCCUGCUGGCUGGCAGUUUGGGCAAACAUAUGAGGGGGCUCAGUUCUAAAUUCUCACUAGUGUGUGGCUAUGACUAUGAGUGUAUAUGGUAAUGUAUCCAUUGUUUGGGAGAAGGGAAAAUGGAAAGGAAAGAGUAGGAAGUAUAGGGAGAUCUAUUGCUGUGGUGGCUAAUUGGCACCCGCAUGGGCUAGUAUAUUAUAUAUAGAGAGAUUGAUUGUGAGUAAUGGUUUGAUUUGAGAGGGAUGUUCUGUUGGUCGCCUUUUGUUGAUGGCAAGGCCAUGGAUGAUGCCCUCCAAGCUUUUUAGAUUUGGUCUCCAAUUUGGGUUCAGACCCAAUUGGAGCAACCUUGUAUCAGUUCUUAAUGAUUGAUGAUCAAAGUAAUUAAACUGCUUUCUUUUCUACUUUUUCUAA
Molecule: messenger RNA, 1180 nt
Organism: Vitis riparia (riverbank grape)
Lineage: Eukaryota; Viridiplantae; Streptophyta; Magnoliopsida; Vitales; Vitaceae
Product: expansin-A8
Exons: 3
Coding region: 60-818 (252 amino acids)
Biological process (GO): plant-type cell wall organization
Cellular component (GO): extracellular region
Source: RefSeq, a predicted model, not a curated record